AUGAAAUCAGAUGAUAUGUGGCAGCAUCCAUUUGUUGAUGUCUUUAAGUUUAUCAACAUUAAUGAAUGAAGAGUUGCUAAAAAAGAAGGAGAAGUUUUAGAAGUUGUGGACAAAGCAAUAGGAAAGAAAACGUUUAGAAUUUCAGGGGCCAUUUCGGCCGCCAACUAUAUUCAAAUUCCUAGACCAAAGUCACAACUGAAGUCAUUGAGCCUGACUGGGAGGUUUUGUUAUGUAGAGGUCCAGAUUCCAAAGGAUAAAUUGUACUCAAUGCAUUUUGAAUUUGUUUUGGAAAAUAAAAACACAGGUACAAAAGAAAUUCUGAGGAUUUCACUAAAUUUCUUUAUUUAAUUUUUUUUUUUAAAAAUAAUUAUUUUUAAUUAUUAGUGAAAUAAAAUACAUUAUUGACAGCGAAAAUAAGUAAUUUAUUCAAAGAAAGCAAAAUAAUAAGCUCCGGCCUUCAGCUUGCCUGUCAUUUAUCAGAUAAAUGAACCAUCAUUCUACUUGAUAUCAAGGCUUUACUAUGGCAGCAUUUUGGCAAUUUAUAUAGAAAAUUCACAUUAAAAUCUUUCAACUUAUGCUCAUCAAUGAUAAUCCGAGGAGUCUUUACAUCAGAUAUUUUAUAUACCCAAAAUAAUUUGCCUAGAGAUAUGUCCUUUAAGACAGAUAGAAAUAAAGCAUGAAAUGAGCUUUAUGACUGGGUAGAAUUUCCUAAUUCCCCCUCAUCCCUUUAAAUUUGAAAAAAGAAUUCUGUUCCAAUUUAAAGGGGGUUAUUGUUUUAAAAAAAUCAUAUUAAAUUUUCUCUAUAAAAAAAUUAAUCGAUUCAGCACUAUUGCAGUUGAAAUAAUAUUCUACUUGACUUUUUCUGUUUAAUUAGGUUAAAACUAAUUUAUAAAAAUUAUUAUUUUUACCUAUUAUUUAGUUAGUAAGAUAACUCUAAAAUGUUUCUUCUGUUUUCUGAAGGCUUUACGUGAGAAACGAUUUCCACUCUACGGAUCGGCAGUUACUAGACCGUUGCAAUUUCAUUCGCUCAGCUUCAAAGAACACUCUUCUCCUACUAAUCACUUUCCAUUGCCAUUAAUUAGUGUCUCAGGGCAAAUAAGGGAACAAGGCCACCUCCAUUUUUGUUGUGUUUUUUAUCUGUAAAUUUUCCUAUUUAAAAUAACAAUUUGUUCAAAUUUAAAGGGGGUUAAAGCCCCAAAAAAAUGAAAGCUUUAUUUAUGUUUUGUAACAAUUUAAAGGGGAAGAGUAAUGAAAACGAGAGGGAAAAUAUAGAGUUCGAAAUUACUGAGCAAGAAACAGAAUUUAUGGAAAUUGAGUAUAUUGAGACCGAAAAGUCAGAGAAAAGCGAAGAAAUUAAACAAAAACAGGCGGAAAUUAUUGAGAAAAAAGUUGUAGAUGAAGGCAAAAAAAAACAGGAAGAAAUCCCUCAUAAAUAUGAAGAAGUAACCUUAAAAUUUGAUCAAAAAGUAGUUAAAACUGACGAAAAGCCUAAAAAAUUCAACGUCCAAUUCCACGAAUACUCUGAAUUCAAGCCUAAAGAAGAAAUCAAAGCCCCAGACAGCUCCCUCCGCCAAAAAUAUGAAAAAUCGCUUGACUCUUUUAACAUCAGCAAAGACAUGAUCCCAACAAGCGAAUACCAGCGUCGAAGCCCUUCAAAAGAGCGAGAAUCCCUAGAAGUCAGCAAAGAAGACUUAUCAUUCAAUUUAACCAAAACCCCAAAUAAAUACGAAACCCCAGCAAGGCGUGAAGAGCCAAAACCUAAAGGUGUAAUGCAUCCAGACCCUAUUAUGUCUCUAUCUUAUAUUAUAGGCUUUUCAGGAAACAAGCCGAACACUGUAAAAUGGUCGCGGCCAAAAAGUAAUUUUUCAUGCUACCCUCCAGAAUUUAUUCAAAAUUCCCAUAAUAAAUUUUUAAUUUAUCCAUCAGGCUGUACUUUGAUAUUUAUGAACCCUAUAACGAGAAAACAACAAUUUUUCUUUGGCCAUACAGCGCCUAUUUCGUGCUUAGCUGUAAGCACUGAUGGGACAUUGGUGGCUACUGGCCAAGAAGGUGCAAAUCCACUGGUUUUAGUGUGGGAAAUUAAAACACGUAGGGCACCUACACAAAUUGCCUUGCAAAAAACCCUUUCAGUGACUGCAGUUGAUAUAAGUUUUGAUAGCAACAAUUUAGUAAUUGCGAGCGUGGAUAAUUUAAAGAGAGAUAUUGUUACAGUUUAUGAUAUUUCGAAUAUAAACCAAGAAAUAAAAGGAAAACAGGCUAUAAAUCAAGAAGUCAAAAUGAAAGCAAAGCAUGUGUCAAAUUUUCAUAUAAAUCUAAGCUUAAUAAUGGGUCGCGCGGUUAGCUGACAACAGGCAGCUAUCCCUAGAAAAAAAAGGAUAGAUGCAAAUUUGCAAAAAUUAAGCGGGUUAGUUGUUAAAAUAAAUAUAAAAAUUUUUACAAUCAGCUUUAAUUUUUGAUAUAAAAAUUUUCGAUAGCUCAAUAUAUUUUAUAUAUAAGUUGCUGAUAUGGGUUAGCCAACUUUAAUUUUUUAUGUGAAAAAUUAAAGCGGCAGCAGCCAAACCUUUUAUUUUUACUGGCAAUUGUAAAAUUUUACAUUAUUUUGGCAGCUAGCCCGCUUAAUUUUUGCAAAUUUGCAGCUAUUCCUUUUUUUUUCUAGGGUUAGUUUUGUUGGCAGCUAACCCUCGCCUCCCCUUUAAUAAUAUAGACUAUAACUAGUCUCUUCUUUUUUGCCUUGCAUAUUUGUAUAUAAAAGGUAUAAAUACCAUUAAAUUUUCUCCUAUAGACUCUACACUUUUAAUGUCCUGUGGAAAAGAAAAUAUUCGUCAGUGGAAAAUCAAUAAAGACCAUUUAACAGGGACUAUAGUGGUGCUAAAACAGCAUGCCCGAGGUGCUGAAUUUUUAGAUUUAUCAUUUGAAAUUUUCAGCCCAGCUGACGCCGAGCAUUCUAAGCGUGUUUUUGUAGGCUCAAGCCAAGGUCUUUUAUUCCAAGUUAACUAUUUUACUUUAAUCCUCCUCAUUUAAAUUAGAACAAAAUAUUUGUAGAAUUUCCUUUUUUUUGGCGGUAAAUUUUAUAGGUAAAAAAAGUACUAAUUUUUCUAAAAUUAUUUUUUUAGAAUUUAAUACCCUUUCCCCUAAUAUAAAUAGGGAAGGUUAGAACUUGAAGGGAUCUUACAACUUCAUGCCUCAGGAAUCCAAAGUAUUACAGUUGGCGAACAAUUUUGCUGUAUAGGCAGCCAAGACUGCUAUUUACGUGUCUGGCCUUUAGACUUUUCUGAAUAUUCUUUUGAAGUAAACAAUGAGUCAACUAUUAUGGGUGUCGAUAUAAGCGCUGAUAAUUUACAAAUUGCUUGUGGAACUGCUAAUAGCACCCUAAGAGUUCUUGAUAUGUCCAAUAAUAUGAUAAAAACGCUAAUUUGGGGCCACACUUCGCAGAUAGUCAAUUUUGAUAUCCAUCCUAGUAAUGGGACUUUGGUGACAGCUAGCAUUGACUGUACAAUUAGAGUGUGGAGCUUGGAAACCUUUGAGGAGCAGUAUGAGUUCACAUCUUCUGGAGACGUCCCGAUGAGUGUUUCUUAUCAUCCAGAAGAAAAUUUUUUUGCAUGUGGAUUUGAAAGUGGGUUAUUUUUUAAUAAAUAUUCUUUGAGAAAAUAUAAGAAAUUUUUUUUAAAAAAUUUUUUAGCAUACAAAGUGGAUGGUUAGGAUUUUUGAGGUAGAAUCAACAAGAGAAAGGGAUGAAUUUCUUCAGCACGACUGCAAAUGUAUAAAAGUUGUUCAUUCUGGGGAUGGAAAUUUACUUCUCUCGGCAAGCGAAGACGCUAUGGUGUGCUUAUAUGACGUCCGCCGUAAAUAUCAGCCUGUAAAAUCAAUUUUCCCUGAAAUCCCAGGAGACCAUGUUGAUGUGUGUUUUUCGCACGAUUCAAAGCACUUCGCUGUCUUAGGGACGCAAGGCUCGACCAUUUUUAUUUGGGAAUGCUCAACUUUUUCUCAAAAAUUCAGAAUAAAUACCCUUGGCGCCAUUAUCCAUAAAAUCGUAUUUUCACCUAAUGGCCAAGAUAUAAUUGCUAUAAACUCAGCCCAGGAAUUCAGGGUCAGAUAUUAUGGACUUAACGGUUUUGAGGCAAUUCCUAUAAAAGAGCUCCAAGGACUGCACCCUAACUCAGAGAUUUUAUCGUUUUCUAUCUCAAAUAACAGCAAGUAUUUAGUAACCGGCGGAACUGACAGAAUUUUGAAAAUUUGGGAUUAUUCAUCUAACUUCCAUGUCUUUAUAGAGAACAAUUCUUUAAAAAAUUUCUAAAAAUUGGGUAUUUGACUCCAUCCUUGAAUGAACGAUUUUCAUAUGAUCAAAAUGAAUCAGCCCCCUACCCGUUUCCAGUCUAUCUACCUAUAUUUCAUAGUAAUGAACUUAUAGAUUUUAUAAUCACUUUUAAAUAAUUCUAAUGAAUUUAUAGUAUAUUUGCUUAUAUAUUGCAUACUCCAUUAUGGCUAGUGCAUAAAUAUUUUAAUGAGGAAAUGUUUUAAUCCAAUAUUUUCAAGCUAAUAAAAUUUAUCAUCUUUUUGAAUGAUGGCAAUCGGUUGAUCAAAGAUGAGGAGAGUAAGCCAAAUUCUAUAUCAGGUCAAGCUUUUAUAGGGCAUUCUUUUAAUAUAUCAAAUAUUGGCUGGAGUAUUGAUAGAAACUACUUGAUUUCUAGCUCACAAGGACCAGAUGGGAUUUUUAUAUGGAAAUUUUUCGGAGAUAAAACACCAUUAGAGCUACCUCCACCUCCACAAACGAAGCCAGAAGCUGUCAAAAUAAUUGAUGAAGAAUCAUAUGACGAUAUAAGAGCUACUGUACAGCUUAUUCCAAAAAUUGAAAAUACAGACAAUCUAGGACUGUCUUAUGAAAGAAGUGUAGGGAUUUUGCCCAAAAUUGCAGAAGAAGGGGUACUUGAAGCAAAAAGACCUAUAAGCACAUCUCUUUUCCAAAAGAAAAACUCGCCGAGCAGCCUUAAAAAAUAA
Blepharisma stoltei is the source of this 4995-nucleotide messenger RNA. NCBI's taxonomy places the organism in Eukaryota, Ciliophora, Heterotrichea, Heterotrichida, Blepharismidae. The record is from the annotation of a GenBank genome assembly.